AUGACAAAAAACCAAAGACCUAUACCAAAAGGUAGGAGGUCAUCUUCAUAUGAUCGAAGAAUGAUUCGUUCAAGGACUAACUCAGUCACCUCGAUGGAUUCAUCUGUUAGCCAUUUAUUGGAAGAUAAUAAUAAUGAAAUGUUUUCAGGUGCAGCAUCUGAGGUUAUUCCGUCAUCAAUUACAUCAUUACAUUAUCCUCAUAAUUUUGGAAAUAGAAGAGGCUCGCGUAUAUCAAGAGAAACUUCACCUUUACUUUCAGCAGAUGAAGAUCUUGUUGAUUUGAGAUCAGUUAAAUCAAAUGCUUCAAGAAGUUCAAAUGAUACCCAAGCACACUUUAAAUUUUUCUCACCUGAUGAAAUUGAGAUGGCUCAAGGUGGAUCUACUUUGGAGAAUCCCGAUGACCCUGUUGAUUAUAAUACUCCUUGGGACUAUUCAAUAGAUAAAUAUGAGGAACCAGAAGAGGCGUUGAUUGAUGAUGAAUUGGGAUAUCAACGUUCUACAGAAUCUCCUGAGUAUGGAUCAACUGAUUAUGAACCAAGAGCAAGAAGAGAAUCAGACGAAAGCAGUAAUAAAAGCAUUGAAGACGAAGAUCGUGAAGAUGCAAGUAAAAUCGAUGAAGAUUUUCAAAGACAAUUUCCCACGAAAAAUUACUAUCAAAGGUAUUACUUAGCAGAAGAGGAUUUGGUCAUUGGUAUAGCAGGUUACCGCGAUAAUUGGUUCAAAAAGAUACUUUACUAUGUUCUUUGUGUUUCAACUUUGGGAUUGGCUUUUAUUGUAUUGAGAUGGUUUCCUAAAUAUAGGAUCAAUAUAAUGGGUACAAAAUGUGCCUUGGGAGUUGCAGAUUGGUGUGUUAUAGAAAAUGAAUUUGGUGAACUACAAAUUCAAGAGAUAACAAGUAAGAGAUUUGAUGAAAAAUUGUCUGAUUUUUUAAUCAAUUCAGAAUCAGAAUCAGAUGUUGAAAAGGACCCAGUAGUUCCAAAUAUCCAUUUUUUUAUUUACAGAUAUAUUAAAUUUUUUUAUGAUCCAGUUGAAGAUAUCUUUAGAACUAAUUCAAAUUGGUAUGAUUCAAGGUGGUUGAAUAUCAAGAAUAUUAAAGAUGGAAUCUCUCAAGGUACAUAUGAAGAAAGAAUUAAAAUUUUUCAAGAGAAUUCAAUUGAAAUUAAAGAAAAAUCCAUCGCUCAAUUAUUGGCUGAUGAAAUCUUACAUCCAUUUUAUAUAUUUCAAGUCUUUUCCAUAUUUUUGUGGCUUGCUGAUGAUUAUUAUUAUUAUGCAUCUUGUAUUUUCAUCAUAUCGAUGGUUUCUAUCAUAAAUUCUUUAGUUGAAACCAAAGCCACUAUAAGAAGAUUGCAACAAAUUUCAAAAUUUGAAUGUGAAGUAAGAGUAUGGAGAAAUGAAUUUUGGAAACAAAUAGAUUCAACUGAUUUAGUCCCAGGAGACAUUUUUGAAAUUGAUCCAUCUUUAGCAACAAUUCCUUGUGAUUCCCUUCUAGUUAAUGGUGAAUGUGUUAUCAAUGAAUCAAUGUUGACAGGUGAAAGUGUACCCGUCUCCAAAAUUCAAGCUACUAAGGAUGUUCUUAAAUUAUUGCCUGAAAAUUUCAUAGAUCCAAAAUUAUCAAAAUCUUAUUUAUUCAAUGGUACUAAAUUAUUAAAAAUGAAAUCAGGAAAUGAUGAGCCUGUCACUGCCAUGGUUUUGAAAACUGGGUUCAAUACUACAAAAGGUUCCUUAGUAAGGUCUAUGCUUUUCCCAAAGCCCACAGGUUUCAAGUUCUACGAAGAUUCUUUUAAAUAUAUUGCUUUCAUGACUGGAAUAGCUUUCAUAGGUUUCAUGUAUUCAACAUAUAACUUUAUCAAAAUAGGGUUAAGUAAAAAAGUCAUGAUUUUAAGAGCGUUGGAUAUUAUCACAAUUGUGGUACCUCCAGCGUUACCUGCUACUUUGACAAUAGGUACGACUUUUGCCAUUGCAAGAUUGAAGAAACAUCAAUUAUUUUGUAUUGCUCCGACUAGAGUAAACAUUGCUGGUAAGAUUGAUGUUAUGUGUUUCGAUAAAACUGGAACCUUAACUGAAGAUGGUUUAGAUGUUUUGGGUAUACAUUUAGCUAAUAAUGCUAGCGGUAGAAAAGAGAUUGUGUUUGAAGAAUUAAUCACAAAUAUUAAAAAUUUGAAAACUAUCAGAAGCUCAGAUCAUGAAACAAAUAAUGGGAAAUUUUUGUUGGGUUGUAUGGCGGCCUGUCAUUCUUUAAGAAAUAUUGAUGAAGAGUUAAUGGGUGAUCCAUUAGAUGUUAAAAUGUUUGAAUUCACAAAAUGGGAAUAUAAUGAAGAUUUAAAUACAGGUAUACCAAUUGUUUCAAAUCAAAAUGAAAAAUAUAAAAUUGAAAAAGAAUACGAAUUUUCUGCACCAUUGAGAAGAAUGUCUGUGUUUGUUAAACACAAUAAUAAAGGUUUUAUAUUUACAAAAGGAGCACCUGAAAUAAUGAUGGAUAUAUGUAUACCGGAGUCCAUCCCAUCCAAUUUUGAAGAAUUGUUGCAUCAUUAUACUACAUCAGGAUUUAGAGUUAUUGCUUGUGCAUACAAACAAACAGCGGACAAUAGCUUAGAAAGACAAGAAGCAGAAAGUGAAUUAACUUUUACUGGGUUUAUUGUUUUUGAGAACAAAUUGAAAGACUCAACUGCUGCUACUUUGGAAGUCCUUAGUUCUGCCAAAAUUCGGACUGUGAUGUGUACAGGUGAUAACAUCUUAACAGCAAUCAGUGUAGCAAAGGAAUCAAAACUUUUAACUUCAGAUAUUAAGAAUGUUUAUAUUCCAUCUUUAGAGUAUAAGGAAGAUGAUCAAAGGCAAUUAACUUGGCAAGAUGUAAAUGAUCCCGAGAAUAAAUUAGAUCCUGAUACAAUUAAACCUUUAGAUAUACGACAAAGUUCAAAUUAUAAACUAGCAAUAACAGGUGAUAUAUUUAGAUUUUUAUUAACAGAAUUAAAAGAUGCAAAUAUCAUUCAAUCCGUAUUAAUGCAAUGUGAUAUAUUUGCAAGAAUGUCUCCUGAUGAAAAACAUGAAUUGGUAGAACAAUUUCAAAAGAUUGAUUAUACUGUCGGAUUUUGUGGAGAUGGUGCAAAUGAUUGUGGGGCAUUAAAGGCUGCUGAUGUAGGAAUCUCAUUGUCAGAGGCUGAAGCUUCAGUUGCUGCCCCUUUCACAUCGAGAAUCUUUGAAAUUUCAUGUGUUCCAACCAUUAUUAAAGAAGGUAGAUCUAGUUUAGUUACUAGUUUCUCAUGCUUCAAGUAUAUGUCCUUAUAUUCUGCAAUCCAGUUUAUAUCAGUUACAAUUUUAUACAAGACAGGUACAAAUUUAGGUGAUUUUCAAUUUUUAUAUAUUGAUUUAUUUUUAAUAUUACCAUUGGCAAUUUUCAUGUCUUGGUCAAAACCUUAUGAUAAAUUAGUCAUUAAAAGACCUACUGCAAAUUUAGUAUCACCAAAAGUAUUGAUUCCUUUAGUUUGCAGUAUAUUAGUGUUGUUAAUUUUUCAAGUCAUAAUUUGGUCUUGGGUCAAAAAGGAACCUUGGUAUAUAAAACCCAUACCUGGUAGUGAUGAUGCAGUCAAAUCUUCAGAUAAUACAGUUUUGUUUUUAUUUUCAAACUUUCAAUAUAUUUUAAUAGCUGUGGUUUUAAAUCAAGGUCCACCAUUUCGUGAACCAAUUGAAAAAAAUUUACCAUUUUUAAUUAAUUUAGUUGUUGCCACUUUAUUGUCCAUAUCAUUAUUCGCAAUAAACGGUGAUUCGAGUAUGGGGGAUCUUUUGCAAUUGACAAACUUAAGCAGAGCAUUUUAUUGGUACAUCUUAUUAUUUUCAGUUGUCAAUUUGGUGGUUUUAAUUUUUGGUGAUAAAAACUGGUUCAUUAAAUUAGCUACAGUUUAUAAAAAAAUAUUUCAACGUCAUAAAAUUGGCAAGAGUAAAAAAUUAUUCAAAAAUUUGAGAAAGGAAUUUUCAAAAAUUCAAAGUGUAUAA
Messenger RNA from Lodderomyces pseudojiufengensis, 3990 nucleotides. RefSeq names its product putative acid anhydride hydrolase. The transcript has a single exon. Gene Ontology annotation, molecular function: ATP hydrolysis activity; P-type ion transporter activity; ATPase-coupled monoatomic cation transmembrane transporter activity. Gene Ontology annotation, biological process: intracellular calcium ion homeostasis. NCBI's taxonomy places the organism in Eukaryota, Fungi, Ascomycota, Pichiomycetes, Serinales, Debaryomycetaceae. The record is from RefSeq and is a predicted model, not a curated record. The coding region runs from base 1 to 3990 and encodes 1329 amino acids. Gene Ontology annotation, cellular component: membrane.